AUGCAGUUAGACUCAGUUAUAGCUGGACAAGAGAAUGAUGAUGAAUAUGUGGCAGAUGCUUUGCUUGCUGUAAAGCUUAACUUUGUUUCUUCAACUGAUGAAAUUGAUAAAUUUCCAAAAUAUUCCCCUGAAUUUGCUUAUCAACAUUUUGGGGAAACUGAAAAGAUUGUUGGCUACAAAAAUCUUUCCGUUAAUGUAAUAUAUUCGGAUGCUUCUCUUUUUCUUACUUCAUUGGUUAAAUAUGAUGGAAUUCUUAAUGGAAAUUCAGCUAUUCAAGUAUUUUAUUAA
Molecule: messenger RNA, 288 nt
Organism: Meloidogyne enterolobii
Lineage: Eukaryota; Metazoa; Nematoda; Chromadorea; Rhabditida; Meloidogynidae
Source: the annotation of a GenBank genome assembly